This is a messenger RNA of Oncorhynchus keta (chum salmon), 1265 nucleotides long. Its product is annotated as calcium/calmodulin-dependent protein kinase type II delta 2 chain-like. The coding region runs from base 444 to 1265 and encodes 273 amino acids. The record is from RefSeq and is a predicted model, not a curated record. The transcript is spliced from 9 exons. Gene Ontology annotation, molecular function: calmodulin binding; ATP binding; calcium/calmodulin-dependent protein kinase activity. Gene Ontology annotation, cellular component: neuron projection; cytoplasm. Lineage: Eukaryota; Metazoa; Chordata; Actinopteri; Salmoniformes; Salmonidae. Gene Ontology annotation, biological process: protein phosphorylation.
ACGAGGGGACGCGCUAUAGACGGACGGACAGCUAGAAAUGGAAAUGCAGACAAAAUGCAGUGUCUCCGCUCUGUGAGCUGCAUACACCAGAUUCACUGCCCUAAAUCCUCCCAAUAACGCUGUUGUCGUUGCAAAAAAAAAGAAGGGAUUUAGGUUUAACAAUCGUCCUUCGCGGCAGACAGCGUUUGGUGACUGGACUCUUCCGUUCUGUCGCUGCGGCAGAGCGUUCUUCUUCUCUGCAGUCGAGAGCCAAGGCUGUUGUACAGAAGCCAUCGCUGUAUGAUUCGCCUUGUUCUGCGCUGUUUUUCAGCUUUCUAUCUAUUCGUUCGUGCGGUAAAGCGCUGGUGGUGAAGUCAACGACAAAACGCUAGUGUGGAUCUAGUGGGCGCAUUACAUCCAUCUCUAUCGCGUCUACGGUCUGCUACACUGCUGUCGCUUUCAGGAUGGCGCUAACGAUUUGCACGAGAUUCACCGAUGAAUUCCAGCUUUUCGAGGAGCUGGGGAAGGGAGCGUUCUCUGUGGUGAAGAGAUGUCUCAGGAUCUCGUCUGGUCAGGAGUUUGCUGCCAAAAUCAUAAACACCAAGAAAUUGUCUGCCAGAGACCACCAGAAGCUUGAGAGAGAGGCCAGGAUUUGCCGUCUGCUGAAACAUCCCAAUAUUGUGAGGCUUCAUGACAGCAUAUCAGAGGAGGGCUUCCACUACCUACUGUUUGAUCUGGUGACUGGAGGAGAGCUGUUUGAGGACAUCGUAGCCAGGGAGUACUACAGUGAGGCUGACGCCAGGGGGGAAGAGGAGCUGUUCAUCAAACCCACCAUCUUCAUCACCAUCAUCAUCACCAUCUUCAUCACCACAGAGAGGCCUGAGAACCUCCUAUUGGCCAGUAAGCUGAAGGGGGCGGCGGUUAAGCUAGCUGACUUUGGGCUCGCCAUCGAGGUGCAGGGCGACCAACAGGCAUGGUUUGGUUUUGCUGGUACACCAGGCUACCUGUCUCCAGAGGUUCUGAGAAAAGACCCAUAUGGGAAGCCUGUGGACAUGUGGGCCUGUGGGGUGAUCCUGUACAUCCUAUUGGUCGGUUAUCCUCCCUUCUGGGACGAGGACCAACACAGACUGUACCAGCAGAUCAAGGCUGGGGCCUAUGAUGUGAGAACUACCAACCUCUAUCUAUCUCUCUGUCUGCCUGACCUCUACGACAGGAGAAUCUCUCUCUGUCUGUCUGACUCCUCUCUACGAUGGAGAACUACCAACCCUAUCUCUCUGUCUGUCUGA